Messenger RNA from Manis pentadactyla (Chinese pangolin), 13473 nucleotides. It is a transcript of the gene NAV2, whose product is annotated as neuron navigator 2. Gene Ontology annotation, molecular function: ATP hydrolysis activity; protein binding; ATP binding. The coding region runs from base 3033 to 10163 and encodes 2376 amino acids. The record is from RefSeq and is a predicted model, not a curated record. NCBI's taxonomy places the organism in Eukaryota, Metazoa, Chordata, Mammalia, Pholidota, Manidae. The transcript has 39 exons. Gene Ontology annotation, biological process: neurogenesis; nervous system development.
AAUUUAUAAAUUUAGCUUAUAAUUUCCAUAGCUUUUCCAACUCUAAAUUAAUUACCACUGGAUCAUUCCUGCAUUCUCCCUUUCUUGUUUGUAACCUUCCACUCCAGUGAAGCUUAUUAAACAUACAUGUGCCGGGGCCCCAUUUCCAGAGAUUGAUUUAGAUGCUUACCUUGGGCCUGGGCAUCUGUAUUUCAAUAAGCUCUGGACAAGUUGAAUAAUACCAUCGUAGGCUCAUGCUGCCAUGUACUCAUCUUUAUCACAUUUGGCAUGUUUGCCUUCUGACAUCUUUUUAUAGUAUCUUUAUUUGACAUCCUUACUUGAUUAAUGUCUAUCAUUCCCUGAAGACAGUAAGUUCCAUGUCUGUUGUGAUCGCUAUCCCCAGGAAGGGUGCAUAGUAGGUAUUCAAUAACCAUUUGCUGGAUCCAUGAGUGAAAUUACACACAGCAAUAAUGAAGAGGAGAAGAAAAAUAGUAAGAUUUACUGAACCCCUCCUACAUGCCAAAUGCCUUCCUAGAUGCUUUAGAAAUGUUUACCAGUUCAAGGAUUUAAGUCAGGUUUGCCUGACCUCAGAAUGCAAGCCCUAUCUAUAUGUUAUGGAGUUCCUACUGUGGGAAGCCUCUUGUUUCCUGCUUUGCAUGUCACUGGAUCUCCCACUGGCCCUGAUGGAGCUGUGUGGGUGGCCCAGGAGGAGGCCCAAGAGGGAGAAAUGGCAGUACCCAUUUAGAGUCUCACCAAAGCCCCAUUAGGAAAUUGACUCCAAUUUGGUUUGGGGAGAGGAAUGCUUUUUCCUGCCUUUUCAAGCACACAAUGAAGGUGACAUUGAUUUACAAUUCAGGGGUUGGAGAAGGGAAGGGAGGCUUCUGUGGGUAGAGAAGAUCAAUUAAAUGAUUAUCCCAGCUGCUACACACUAAUGCCUUUCUUACUGAGUUUCAGAAUCAGGAAGCAGAAGGCCACCGCAUUUAGCCUUUUACAGGAAAUCUAAUUGCCAAGUUUGAGAUGCCAAGUUUUAUUAGAUUGAGAAGAGUGGAUCUUAGUGGCAGGCAGUUUCAAGCUUAUAGAAAGCUUCCCACUGGCCACCUGGAAUGCCAGAUGACCUCCUCCUCUUCCUUUGUGGGUGCCUUUGCUGAAAUUUUAUAAAUAUAGCACUUUUGUAAGUCACAUCUUUCUAUGAUUUUUAUCUGUGUUUCAAAGGGCUGGGGUUAGAGCCUGGCAAACCAUCACAAAUCUUAUUGGUUUCCUACCAUGUGGGAGGCACUGUGCUCAUGGCUGGGGAUUCUAGCAGUGAGCAGAACCACAGGUCCCUGUUGUUUUAGUCUCCACCUGAAAUGCUCUUCCCCUAGAUCAGUGGGUCCCAAACUGUAGUGUGCAUGAGAAUCACCCAGAGAGACUGUGUGUACCCAGACUGCUGGGGCCCACCCUCCAAGUUUCUGCCUCAGAAGGUCUGGUAUGGGUCUUGAGAAUCUGCACUUCUAAUAGCUUCCUGGGUGAUGCCAAUACUGCUGAUCUGGAGAACCACUGCUCUGAGUCUUUGCAUGGCUGUUCCCUUCUUAGAUCUCUGAUUGUUACUGUCUCAGAGAGGGCAUUCUUGAUUUCCCUGUCUUAGUAUCCCUCCACCCUUCAUCGUUCAUUCUCCUCUGCAUUUUCUUCAAGCAUUUCUUAUUCUCUGAUAUUAGCUUAUUAGUUUAUUGCCAUUUUGUCUCUCUCAAUCCUCAUUCUCAAUAGAAUAAAGACCCAUGCACGCCUUUUCUUGAUCACUGUUGACUCCUCUGAGCCUAGAAAGUACCUGUCACAGAUUGCAUGUUCUAUGAAUACUUGAGUGAAUGAAAUAAUUCCAAGUGUAAUGAGUAUUAUGAAGGAGGUCAAGGGUGUCGUGGUAUGUAACAAGCAGACCUCAGGUGGAGCAAAGGCUUUGCAUUCAACCUAUGCUGAGCAGUUUCUGGGCAUGGCUUAUGCCCAUGAGGCCUUAACUCUGCACACCAACGUUUUGCCCACAAGGUUCUAGGCUAUGGGAUUUUUUGGGAGAUGGCAGGGGCCCACUCUGGGUUUAGCUUUUCCAUAGCCUCUCCAUGGUCCUGUCCACAUUGAAGAAUGGCAAUCUCAAGAGCAGACCAGAAUUCCGUCAGGCAGGCAACCCCUGCACAGAUUGGUGCAGUAAGCUGCCAGGUCCUAGGUGCUUUAGCAUGGCAGGAAGGGAGGCCUGAAAUGGGUGGCCUCUAAUGCCCAUCCUUCUGAUGUCUACACUGGUCCACUUGCUGAGAUCUGGAUUCUGGCAGCCAUGCAGAUGCCCAGUUAGCUUAUUCAAAACAUCUGCAAAGUUGAAUGAAGGCUUACACUUUCUUGCUUUGCAGGAGUGAGACUUUUGGGUAGAAACAUGCAGAUUCCUUUCCUUCAUCAGCCUUUUAGAGAAACAGAAGGGCAGGCACUGUUUUUCCUCCCUUUCACAGAGAGAAUUCCGGGCGAACGACAAGACUCGUGUGGGCUCCUGCAGCAGUGCAGACAAAGGUUGUUAGAGCCCAGCUUGAGAAGGUGAAGGCCCGCCAGCCUCCUGCUCCUGUGUGGCCUCAGCAGCUGCUGCGUGGGUGACGUGAAGCUCGCACUGCCCUUGGCCUAGAUCUUCCUAGCUCAGCCUUUGCCUAGUGUGCAUGAGUGGGGUGCCACCCACUCCCAGGUUUGUUUGCCUGGGGCAGCCAGGCAGCAAAAUUUAUUUCCCUCGAGUGUGUUAUGAAAACAGAAGCAAGGCAAGUCAGAUUAUUUUGGAGGGCAACAAGAAUUUGGAGGGGGAGAUGGAGAUGGAAGAAUUGUAGUAGUCUGGAGUCAGGGCUGAGGGCCAGAGGGCCGCCCAGUGGGCUGGGGUAACAUAAGCUGCCACUAUUCAGGAGGUGGCCUGUGAAAGAAAAUCUCACCACAGCAGGAGCGUGACUUCAGCUAAAAUUAACCUUUGAGGCUUCACAACUGCCACAGCGCUUUGAACUAGACACCUCGAGAGGGUGCAGGCCUUUGACUGCCAGGACCUUGGGGCUGUGGGUCAAGCCAUGCCUAUAAGCAUCAAUUUAUGGGUUCCUGCCCGGGGCCAAAGUCGGGAUUCCUGUGGCCAUUAUAAAGUGAUCUACACGGACUGGGCCAAUCAUUAUCUAGCCAAAUCAGGCCACAAACGUCUCAUCAAGGACCUCCAGCAAGAUGUGACGGAUGGUGUCCUCCUGGCGCAGAUCAUCCAGGUUGUGGCAAAUGAAAAAAUUGAAGACAUCAAUGGCUGUCCGAAGAACAGGUCACAAAUGAUUGAAAACAUAGAUGCCUGCUUGCAUUUCCUGGCUGCUAAGGGAAUAAACAUCCAGGGGCUGUCUGCAGAAGAGAUCAGGAACGGGAACCUCAAGGCCAUCCUCGGCCUGUUCUUCAGCCUGUCCCGGUACAAACAGCAACAGCAGCCCCAGAAGCAGCCCCUCUGCUCGCCGCCUGUGCCCUCAGCACCCCUACACCAGGCUGGCACUCCACAGGGGCCAGCUGCACCCCAGGCCCCGUGCCAGCCGCCCCAGCCAACACCACAGCAGCAGGCAAAAGCACAAGCUGACAUGCAGUCCAGUGCAUCAUCCCAGGACUCACCUCAAAGCAAAAUCAUCCGCUUCACUCUGGGUCAGAAAAAGAUCUCUAGACUGCCAGGUCCUACCUCGAGGGUAUCCACUGCAGGCAGUGAGGCCAAAACACGUGGAGGGUCAGCCACUGCUAACAACCGACGCAGCCAGAGCUUUAACAACUAUGACAAGUCCAAACCAGUCACCUCCCCGCCACCACCAAGCAGCCAUGAAAAAGAGCCAUUGGCAAGCCCAGCCUCCUCCCACCCCGGAAUGAGCGAAAAUGCACCUGCCACUUUGGAGAAUGUCAGCAGCUCCACCCCUGCUAAUAGCGGCGCCUCCUCAGCCAUCCCCCAGCCUGGAGCUGCCCCCAAGCCCUGGCGCAGCAAGUCAGUCAGCGUGAAGCACAGUGCCACAUCAGCCCUGCUUGCGGCCAAGCAGUCCGUGCCUGAGGUCCCCAGGCCCAUGGCCGAAGUCAUGAAGCCAGCUGCCAACAACCAGAAGUCCAUGCUGGAAAAGCUAAAACUUUUCAACAGUAAAGGGGGUUCCAAGGCAGGUGAGGGCCCGGGGUCACGGGACACGAGCUGUGAGCGGCUAGAGAUCCUGCCCAGCUUUGAAGAGAGCGAGGAGCUGGAGGCCCCCGGUCGCUCACCCUGCACGGCGGGCCCUGCUUCCAGCAGCCCUAAGAUUGCCCUCAAGGGCAUCGCCCAGAGAACCUUCAGCAGGGCGCUCACCAACAAGAAGAGUUCCCCGAAAGGCAACGAGAAGGAGAAGGAGAAACAACAGCGGGAGAAGGAAAAGGAGAAAAGCAAGGACCUCUCCAAGCGGGCCUCUGUGACAGAGAGGCUGGACCUCAAAGACGGGCCAAAAGAAGACCCCAGUGGGGCAGUGGUGACUGAGAUGCCAAAAAAGUCCUCCAAGAUUGCCAGCUUCAUCCCCAAAGGGGGGAAGCUCAACAGUGCCAAGAAGGAGGCCGCGGCCACUCCCCACAGUGGGAUACCAAAACCAGGAAUGAAGAGCAUGCCCGGGAAAUCCCCAAGUGCCCCUGCCCCUUCCAAGGAGGGGGAGCGGAGCCGGAGUGGGAAGCCGAGCUCGGGGCUCCCCCAGCAGAAGCCCCAGCUGGACGGCAGGCACUCCAGUUCCUCCUCCAGCCUGGCAUCCUCAGAAGGAAAAGGCCCAGGAGGGACCACCCUGAACCACAGCAUCAGCAGCCAGACUGUCAGUGGGUCCGUCGGGACCACCCAGACCACAGGAAGCAAUACUGUCAGCGUUCAGCUACCUCAGCCCCAGCAGCAAUACAGCCACCCCAACACCGCGACAGUCGCGCCUUUCCUGUACAGGUCCCAGACAGACACUGAAGGGAAUGUUACUGCCGAGUCCAGCUCAGCGAGUGUGAGCAUGGAGCCCAGCCACUACACCAAGAGUGGACAGCCUGCUCUGGAAGAACUCACUGGGGAAGAUCCUGAGGCUCGGCGGCUGCGGACAGUGAAGAACAUCGCUGAUCUGCGGCAGAAUUUGGAGGAGACCAUGUCCAGUUUACGGGGAACUCAGGUCACACACAGCACAUUGGAAACCACAUUUGAUACCAAUGUCACCACGGAGAUUAGUGGGCGCAGCAUCCUCAGCUUGACAGGCAGGCCCACUCCUCUGUCCUGGAGACUCGGCCAGUCCAGCCCUCGGCUCCAAGCAGGAGAUGCCCCCUCUAUGGGCAACGGGUACCCGCCCCGAGCCAACGCCAGCCGGUUCAUCAAUACCGAGUCGGGUCGCUAUGUGUACUCGGCCCCUCUGAGGAGGCAGCUGGCCUCCAGGGGGAGCAGCAUUUGCCACGUGGACGUCUCUGACAAGGCCGGAGGUGAGAUGGAGCUGGAGGGCAUCAGCAUGGACGCGCCUGGCUACAUGAGCGAUGGGGACGUGCUGAGCAAGAACAUGCGGACAGAUGACAGCACGAGUGGGUACAUGACUGAUGGUGGACUUGGCCUCUACACCCGUCGCCUGAACCGGCUUCCUGAUGGGAUGGCUGUGGUGCGGGAGACCCUUCAAAGAAAUACCUCCCUGGGUCUUGGAGAUGCUGACAGCUGGGAUGACAGCAGCUCCGUCAGCAGCGGGAUCAGUGACACCAUAGACAACCUCAGCACUGAUGAUAUCAAUACCAGCUCCUCCAUCAGCUCCUAUGCCAACACUCCUGCCUCCUCUCGCAAAAACCUGGAUGUGCAGACCGAUGCUGAGAAGCACUCGCAGGUGGAGAGAAACUCCCUGUGGUCAGGCGACGAUGUCAAGAAGUCAGACGGAGGGUCAGACAGCGGCAUAAGGAUGGAGCCGGGCUCUAAGUGGAGGCGGAAUCCCUCGGAUGUGUCUGACGAGUCUGACAAAAGCACAUCGGGCAAGAAGAACCCCGUCAUCUCCCAGACAGGCUCGUGGCGGCGAGGCAUGACAGCUCAGGUGGGCAUCACCAUGCCAAGGACGAAGGCGGCUGCCCCAGCGAGCACGCUCAAGACCGCAGGAACUGGAAAAACAGACGAUGCAAAAGUGUCUGAGAAAGGGAGGCUCUCUCCCAAAGCCUCCCAGGUGAAGCGCUCCCCAUCAGAUGCAGGCCGCAGCAGUGGUGAUGAAUCUAAAAAGGCUCUCCCCAGCAGCUCCAGGAUGCCCACUGCCAAUGCCAACAGCUUUGGGUUCAAGAAACAGAGUGGCUCGACCGCUGGUCUGGCCAUGAUCACUGCCAGUGGGGCUGCUGUCACCAGCAGGUCAGCCACAUUGGGCAAAAUCCCAAAGUCUUCUGCACUUGUGGGUCGGUCUACUGGCCGGAAGACGAGCAUGGAUGGGACUCAGAAUCAGGAUGAUGGGUAUCUGUCUCUCAGCUCGCGGACAAACCUGCAGUACCGGAGUUUGCCAAGGCCCAGCAAGUCCACCAGCCGGAACGGGGCUGGGAACAGGUCUAGUACCAGCAGCAUAGACUCCAACAUCAGUAGCAAGUCGGCAGGCCUGCCAGUGCCUAAGCUGAGGGAGCCGUCCAAAACCAUCCUGGGCAGCUCUCUGCCGGGUCUGGUCAACCAGACAGAUAAGGAGAAAGGCAUCUCAUCGGACAAUGAGAGCGUGGCUUCCUGUAACUCAGUGAAAGUGAACCCGGCAGCCCAGCCUGCAUCCAGUGUGGCUCAGGCCACUCUCCAGCCAGGGGCCAAGUACCCUGAUGUGGCUUCUCCCACACUCCGCAGACUCUUUGGUGGGAAGCCUACCAAGCAAGUACCCAUGGCCACAGCUGAAAACAUGAAAAAUUCGGUGGUCAUCUCCAACCCUCAUGCCGCCUUGACCCCGCAAGGCAACUUGGAAUCCCCCUCGGGCAGCGGCAUCCUGAGCAGUGGGAGCAGCAGUCCUCUCUACAGUAAGAAUGUGGAUCUCAACCAGUCUCCUCUAGCUUCCAGCCCCAGCUCAGCCCACUCAGGCCCCUCCAACAGCCUCACCUGGGGCACCAAUGCCAGCAGCUCUUCGGCAGUCAGCAAGGACGGCCUGGGCUUCCAGUCCGUCAGCAGCCUCCACACCAGCUGUGAGUCCAUCGACAUCUCCCUCAGCAGCACGGGAGCACUGAGUCACAAUUCCUCCACCGGCCUCAUCACCUCCUCUAAGGACGAAUCCCUGACUCCCUUUGUCAGAACCAACAGCGUGAAGACCACACUGUCCGAAAGCCCUCUCUCUUCCCCUGCUGCUAGCCCUAAGUUCUGCAGAAGUACUCUGCCCAGGAAACAGGACAGUGACCCGCACCUUGAUAGGAACACUUUGCCUAAAAAAGGACUCAGGUACACUCCCACCUCCCAGCUUCGCACACAAGACGACACAAAGGAAUGGUUACGGUCCCACUCCGCAGGAGGCCUGCAGGACACCGCUGCCAAUUCCCCUUUUUCCUCUGGCUCCAGUGUCACUUCUCCCUCUGGAACAAGAUUCAACUUUUCCCAGCUUGCAAGUCCCACUACUGUCACCCAGAUGAGCCUGUCCAACCCGACCAUGCUGAGGACCCACAGCCUCUCCAAUGCCGAUGGGCAGUAUGACCCGUACACCGACAGCCGCUUCCGGAAUAGCUCCAUGUCCCUGGAUGAGAAGAGCAGAACCAUGAGCCGCUCAGGCUCAUUCCGGGAUGGGUUUGAAGAAGUGCAUGGAUCCUCGCUCUCCUUGGUUUCCAGCACAUCAUCAAUUUAUUCUACACCAGAAGAGAAGUGCCAGUCAGAGAUUCGCAAACUGCGACGGGAGCUGGAUGCCUCACAGGAGAAGGUUUCAGCUUUGACCACGCAGCUGACAGCAAAUGCUCACCUUGUGGCAGCCUUUGAACAGAGUCUUGGAAACAUGACCAUCAGGCUCCAGAGUUUGACCAUGACAGCUGAGCAAAAGGAUUCAGAACUGAAUGAGUUAAGGAAAACGAUUGAGCUGCUAAAGAAACAGAAUGCAGCUGCCCAGGCUGCCAUUAAUGGAGUAAUUAACACUCCGGAGCUCAAUUGCAAAGGAAAUGGUGCAUCCCAGUCUGCAGACCUCCGCAUCCGCAGACAGCAUUCUUCUGACAGCGUGUCCAGCAUCAACAGUGCCACCAGCCACUCCAGCGUGGGCAGCAACAUAGAGAGUGAUUCAAAGAAGAAGAAGAGAAAGAAUUGGUUACGCAGCUCCUUCAAGCAAGCUUUCGGGAAGAAGAAGUCCCCCAAGUCGGCAUCCUCCCAUUCAGACAUUGAGGAGAUGACGGAUUCUUCUUUGCCUUCCUCGCCAAAGUUACCGCACAAUGGGUCCACGGGUUCCACUCCACUGCUGAGGAACUCCCACUCCAACUCUCUAAUUUCUGAGUGCAUGGAUAGUGAAGCCGAGACGGUCAUGCAGCUCCGAAAUGAGCUGAGAGACAAGGAGAUGAAGCUGACAGACAUCCGCCUAGAAGCCCUCAGCUCUGCACACCAGCUUGACCAACUCCGUGAGGCCAUGAACAGGAUGCAGAGUGAAAUAGAGAAGUUGAAAGCUGAAAAUGACCGGCUGAAGUCAGAGUCUCAAGGCAGUGGCUGCAGCCGAGCACCCUCCCAGGUGUCACUGUCUGCUUCCCCGAGGCAGUCCAUGGGCCUCUCCCAGCACAGCCUGAACCUCACUGAGUCAACCAGCCUGGACAUGUUGCUGGAUGACACUGGUGAAUGCUCGGCUCGGAAGGAAGGAGGCAGGCAUGUUAAGAUAGUUGUCAGCUUUCAGGAGGAAAUGAAGUGGAAGGAGGAUUCCAGACCACACCUCUUUCUUAUUGGCUGCAUUGGAGUUAGUGGCAAGACCAAAUGGGAUGUGCUCGAUGGGGUAGUUAGACGGCUGUUCAAAGAAUACAUCAUUCACGUCGACCCAGUGAGUCAGCUGGGGCUGAACUCAGAUAGUGUUCUUGGCUAUAGCAUUGGGGAAAUCCAGCGCAGCAGCGCCUCCGACACCCCCGAGCUUCUGCCCUGUGGCUAUCUGGUCGGAGAGAACACCACCAUCUCUGUGACUGUCAAAGGGCUCGCGGAAAACAGCCUGGACUCCCUGGUAUUCGAGUCCCUGAUCCCCAAGCCCAUCCUGCAGCGCUACGUCUCCCUGCUGGUGGAGCACCGACGGAUCAUCCUCUCUGGGCCCAGCGGCACUGGGAAAACCUACCUGGCCAAUCGGCUGUCAGAGUACCUGGUGCUCCGGGAGGGACGAGAGCUGACAGAUGGGGUCAUUGCCACCUUCAACGUGGACCACAAGUCCAGCAAGGAAUUGCGCCAGUACCUGUCCAACCUGGCCGACCAGUGUGCCAGCGAGAACACCGCUGUGGACAUGCCUCUCGUCAUCAUCCUGGACAAUCUGCAUCAUGUCAGCUCUCUGGGCGAGAUCUUCAAUGGGCUGCUCAACUGCAAGGAUCACAAAUGCCCCUACAUAAUCGGCACGAUGAACCAGGCUACCUCCUCCACUCCCAACCUGCAGCUUCAUCACAACUUCAGGUGGGUGCUUUGUGCCAACCAUACCGAGCCCGUGAAGGGUUUUCUUGGCCGAUUCCUGAGGCGGAAGCUCAUGGAAACAGAGAUCAGUGGGCGGGUGCGGAAUGUGGAGCUGGUGAAAAUCAUCGACUGGAUUCCCAAGGUCUGGCAUCACCUCAACCGCUUCCUGGAGGCUCACAGCUCCUCAGACGUCACCAUAGGGCCCCGGCUCUUCCUGUCCUGCCCCAUCGAUGUGGAUGGCUCAAGAGUGUGGUUCACUGACUUGUGGAACUAUUCAAUCAUUCCCUAUCUCCUGGAAGCUGUCAGAGAAGGACUCCAGCUCUAUGGCAGGCGGGCCCCCUGGGAGGAUCCUGCCAAGUGGGUGAUGGACACCUAUCCGUGGGCAGCCAGCCCACAGCAGCAUGAGUGGCCUCCUCUGCUGCAGCUCCGGCCUGAGGAUGUUGGCUUCGACGGCUACUCUGUACCUCGGGAGGGGUCCACGAGCAAGCAGAUGCCUCCCAGUGAUGCUGAAGGAGACCCCCUGAUGAACAUGCUGAUGAGGCUGCAGGAGGCAGCCAACUACUCCAGCCCCCAGAGCUACGACAGUGACUCCAACAGCAACAGCCAUCAUGAUGACAUCCUGGACUCGUCCCUGGAGUCCACUCUGUGAUGGGGCCUGCCCACGUCGUCUCCUUGUCCUGCUCUGCCCGUACCCUCCACCCCACCCCGAAGAUGCCGUCCUGAGCCAGCCCCCGGCUGCAGCUUGAGAGCUGCAGGAACACCAGGACCCUUCCUCCUCCAGCCUUGUCCAGGCUCAGGCACCCCGGGCCGGCCACCUGCGGACCCCUUCCUCCACGGCGAGAACUGCACUGUCUUCCGUUCCCUUCUGAUUAUUGUUUGCCUUGUUGCUGUGACCUCCCUAAGACUGAAGAUACUUCUCGGGAAAGGAUCAUCACUGUUGAAACAAAAAGGGUUAGAAAAAAAAAAAAAAGGAAAAAAAAAAAAACCCCACUUGAAGCUCUGAAACCAAACAGCAUCGUGCCAUGAGCUGCCCCGAAACAGUAGAAACUGGACCAAACUUGGAAAUAGACAGCACGGCUUCUCCUCAGCACAGACCCUCCAGGCUGGGUCUGGCCGCCAGCAGCCCCAUCCACGCCGAGCCGCCUUCCACCCAGCGGGCCGCGAGAACUGGUGCUAACAACGAGGGCCGCUGCCUCGGUCACACCCGGCGAGGACAGAGCUACGACACAGGGAAACCUUUGAAGAAAACAAACCAUGCUUCCUGUUUUGUUUUGUUUUUCUAAAUGGUGCUCUCCUUACCCGAGAGGUAUUUUGCCCGUUACGAUUCAACUACCCCUUUCAGGUCCGUCAGCCUCCAGUUCAUCCGUGAGCGUGAGUGGGGGAGUGAGAAUGAGCACAAGUAGAGGUGGCCCCAAGCAGACAGCAUGGGUCUGUCUCCUUCCGAUGUAGAAACGCAUCAGGUUCUUUUCUGCAAACACUGUGUCCAGUGAGAAUUGGAGUCUGUUUUGGAGAACGGAUCACCCCUUUAAAAAUGAGAUCGAGUUUCUCCUUUCUCUUUGGUUUUGAAGAUGUUCCUUAUCCACCUCUUGGUCAGAAUCAGCCCUUUUGUGAAAGAAAGAACUGCAGAAGUUGAGUUUUGGGUUCGGUCCUGCUGAGUUUUGGUUUCAGUUGUCCACCCUCGCAGUGCUCCACGCUCACCUCCUGCUGCCGGGCCCGGGGUGUCCUCUGCAGUGGACCAGGACCCCGUCCUCCACACAUGGGCGAGCCGGGACCUUGCCUUGCCUUCUCGUCCUCCGGGCUCCAGAGUGCACACCGACACCCGGGCGUGCCGGCCCCAGCCUCAGGUGGGUGGUGAGGUCAUCUCGCAGAAGCCUUGCACUUUCCUCACAACCAGCGUGGCGCAGCUCAGCAAGCAGGGGCGCCCACUUCCAGAAGCCCUGCCUCAGCCUCCGUCCAGACAAGUCUUGCCUGACCUCUUCGGUGCUGAUCUUCCCAAAGCGAUGCCUUACUGAUGUGUACUGACCAUGUUCCCUUUGGAGUGUCCUGCCUGCCUGGGGUCCGGGUUUUGUUUUGUUUUCCCCGUCAGAGCAAACAGGGCUAAAAAGUCAUUUACUCAUUAGGAGAACUCAAGUUGCUGUGACUUUUCUCACCCAAAAGACUCAUUUGUGUGGUUGUGUGGCCAUGGGAAAAAGAAAAAGGGAAAAAAAGAUUCAUUUUUUUAGGUUUUUAUUAGUCUCCAGCUAUCACCCUGGCUGGAUAAUAAUACGUCUUGUGCAGAAAAAGGCAAAAAUUCCAACAAGUGUACGUGACUUUGCUGACCCAUGCCCUGUUAGGAUGUCUCUUCAACAUCCUGGUAUUUUCUUUGCGGAGUGUGGUAAAUCUUUGAGUUGUUUGUUUCUGUUUUAUAAAGAGAAUCUUUAUUGGACCCCAGAAGGGGUCUCUGUUAAUGAUCAGGGUUUUUAUUCCAUCUUUUAUGUUUCUGUUUCUGAAGGUGCAUCCCUCUACAUUUAUUCUUAUUUUCUUGCCAUAAGAACUUGACCUGAAACUGCUCACAUUACAUUGAAUGACACCAUUUUCCUCCUCCUUGAAAGGAAAAGGGGACUCUGUCCUACUAACUAACUGGUGAAUGGAAAACCUCUCAACAUUGUCCCUGCUUUAAUCUCAGUAAACUCAGACUCUAUUCUGCUGAGCCUGCAUUGGUCGUCUGGGUGUAUGAGUGUAUCUUGUUCUCUCUUGUGUUUCAUGAAGUUUUUAAACCAUAUAUUUAGCCUGUGGCCAUGGGCCACACCCUGAGCCUUCUGGUAAACCUGAAACGUGGUCCUUGUCAAUUUAUCUCCUGACCAUGACCUUACAUGCUCAUACUGUGAAUUGGGAGGAGGUAACAUUGACUUCUCAUGGGCAAUUUUCCCAGUCACCUUGUGAGUAGACACCUAACCAAUAUUGUUUGAAACUUUUUUUUUUUUUAGUGACACCCUCUGCUCUUCCUCCUCUUCCCUGUCCCACAGGCUUCCCUCCCACGGGGUCCAGGCUCAGAACCAAGACCUCGGUCCCUGGUGCUGCCCAACUAGUGAACAGUGAUUUCAGUAGUGUAGCCCUUGUAUGAUUCACAACUCAGUGUCCUUCCUAAAGCUUCGGGAAGCAGGGUUGUCUGAUAGGCACAUUUCCUAUUUGGGUCAUCUUUUACUUAAGUGUCACUCACCUUUGGCAAAGUGACUUUGUACUCAUUUAGGGCUCUGUCCGAAAUGCUUCCAGUUUGCCUUUUUCUACAGUUAGGCUAACUUUGAAAUGUAUGAAAUUCUAUGCAACACUUACAUUGAGUUACCAAUGGAAGCCAAACCUUUUCUUCCCCAGCUGCCAAGAAUUAUACAGGCCAUAAAUGAGAUGGGAAUACCUUUUAAUUUAAGGUUGGGUUGGGGGGGUGGGUAAGGGUGGGACAAGGAACAAGGCUUGCCUAGACCUUUGUUGUAUCUUGGGGACAUUUAAAAAUUUUAUUGUUGAUACUUCAAUUUCAAAAUUCUGUGUAUUCAAAUUUGAUCAUGGCGAAUCUAUUUCAAAAGACAAAAAAUAAUCCAGCUUUGUGGAUAUUAAAUGGAAGGUUUGCUGUCUUGAUCCAAUUGUUUCCAGUGGAGCAGUUUAUGAAAUAUGUUCUAUAAGAUGUACAUUUUUUCAUUGUAACAUAAAAAUUGUAAAUAAUUGAUUAAAGUGCUGCAUUUUGAUGAAUUUUUUCUAGCCAUUUUUAAAGAGAAAACUAGGAAUUGAGUAUUUUGUGUACGGUAUGUUUCCAUUGUCCCUCCCCUUCCACCAAACCUCCUUCCCUAUUUAAUUUUCAUUUGUCAUGAGGUUUUUUGAUUUGCCAAUGAUCUGCUGGAGAUCAUGUCCCACGUCAUAGAGAAUAAAGCUGAUGAUUGUACCAGUCUUAAAUUAUUCAUGAUUCAAUAAAAUUGAUGCUUAUUUAUUCA